Molecule: messenger RNA, 2174 nt
Organism: Mugil cephalus (flathead mullet)
Lineage: Eukaryota; Metazoa; Chordata; Actinopteri; Mugiliformes; Mugilidae
Gene: fam168b
Product: family with sequence similarity 168 member B
Exons: 7
Coding region: 144-755 (203 amino acids)
Source: RefSeq, a predicted model, not a curated record
CGGAAGUGACGCGGGGUGCUCAAAAGAGUUAAGCAAAGCAUCUGGGAGCAAAACACCAGCUAGCUUAAUUUUUCAUUUUUCGCCAGAAGACCAGAGGAGGAGACUAUCGGACGGUCAGAACUGUCAACACAUCCGUGACCACAAUGAAUCCAGUUUACAGCCCUGCACCAACAGGGGUUCCCUUCACCAACACUAAGGGUUUAGGCUACCCAGCAGCAGGAUUUCCUGUCGGCUAUGCGACAGCUGCCCCGGCAUACACUGCCAACAUGUACGCAGGAGCAAACGCAGCCUUCCCCAGUGGUUACGCUCCGGGGACUCCUUUCAAAAUGUCCUGCUCUCCCAACACAGGGACCGUCCCACCUUACUCCUCCACACCAAACCCCUACCCUGCUGCUGUUUACCCUGUCAGGAGCACCUAUCCCCAACAGAACCCCUAUGCACAGGCGUUAAUACCUUCACAACAACAAGGCCCUUACUACACACAGCCACUGUAUGCUGCGCCGCCUCAUGUCAUCCAUCACACGACGGUGGUCCAGCCGAACGGCAUGCCUGCAGCCAUGUACGCCCCGCCUAUCCCUCCUCCCCGCCCCAACGGCGUCGCCAUGGGAAUGGUAGCCGGCACUACCAUGGCCAUGUCAGCUGGGACUUUGUUGACAACUCCAUCACCAGCGCCUGUUGCCCCUCACCCAGUCACGAUGCCCACAUAUCGGCCCCCUGGCACACCCAGCUACAGCUAUGUGCCCCCGCAGUGGUGAAGAGAGGGAAGCGUAAGGAGAUGGUAGAUAUGCAUUCACACUCUACUCCAGUGUUGAAGGCCUGCCCUGGCAGCGUCUGCAACCAGUUACUCUUCUUCCAGCAUAAUGUGAAUCUUAUACCCAACUACAUAGAAAGAGGCCCAUUUGGAUAGGGGGUGGGGGUAAAGAAUAGGCCCAUCCCCAUCAUCCCUCUUAAUGGAACAAGGCUGCAUUUCACGCCGCACCCCCAGCGCCAGCACCUCUACAACUUUCUGCAUAUCUCACGUCAAACUGCAGCGCUCCAUACAAACUUCUCGUGGACUGUCAUGCAGGGUUUUAUAGCUUAAACUAUUAAGAGGUGAAAAGGGAGUUUGGAAUAGUUUUUACUUUUGUUUUAAUUUGGGGGAUACAUAUGACAUCGAAUGCAUGUGUAUAUAUAGAUAUAUGAAGUAAUGCUAGCUCAAUCUACCUGCUGUGACAGAUGCAAAUUCAACAAGGCACACAUCCAAAGGAACUAAAAAAAAAAAAGUAAUAAUCUGCAAUGCUGAAUCACCAGUGACCAUGUCUUAAAUGUGAAAGAAAAGUCAAGAAAUGUUUGUUCAUGCAAAAAUAUACCUGCGAUAUCAAGCGCAGUCCACCCUGUACCAUUUUCACCGCUUUGUGUUCAGGUCAGUCUUUAUUGUUUCUUUCAGUGAUGCAGCGUAUGCAUUAUGUCUUACCAUUUUUGUAUUUUAGGAAAAAACAUGGGACUUUGGGUUUAUGCUUCUGACUGAUGGCCAUUCCAUACCUAACCCAUUCUACCUGUUUUAUUUUCAACAUUUUAAAAAAGAAAGAAAAAAAGUACAUUUUUCCAAACUUCUAAAGCAUCUCUCCACUUGGUUCACAUAUUCACUUAUUUUAUCCAGAAGCGCUCAUGGGAAAACAAGUAGAGAGAGUUGUUAGAAAUCAUUUGCAUCCAUUUAAUGAGAGUGAAUGAGUGGAAACAGUGUUGUGUGUUGGUGUGGGCAUGAAAGUGGACAAAAAGAGAAACCAUUAAAAAUGGUGCCAAUACAGUGCGACAUGCUAAGAAUGUUAGGCCUACAUGUCACUAUUAUCUAUUUGCUCUUAAGUAGUUCCAAAGCACUACAUCAUAAAAUCACUGCUAACUGUGGGCAUGUUAGGACAACAUGAUAUUGUUAAACUCCAUUUGUGAAUAGCACUACUGAACGAAGGCACUAAUUCUAAAACCGUUUGUAAAGAUAUUUGACCUUUUGACAUUGCUCGCUGUUUUACCUCAAGGUUCCAGGCUAACACACCAAUAUCACUGUUUCAGACAUGCUUUUCUAUGUUGCCUCAGUCACCUCAGUUAAAUAAUCUGUUUUGUAAAUGUUAUUUUGUGAUUUUGGUUUCCUGUUUUGUAUUCUAAAGAAAGACCAAAAAUAAAAACAAAUAUAAGGAUAA